GUUUCAUGAUGAUAUGGAUCUGUCUAUUUAUGUUACAGCCACAGAAUAGUCGCCAAAGUUGUCCCAAUUAUUAUCCGUCACGUGUAUUAGCGUCAUUCUACAAACAACUUACCCGCCAAAAACUGAUCACGAAAAUUUGCCAGGGGUACCCGUCUUUAGAUUUAUCAGUCAACGACUCACGGCUGACAAACAGGAUAAUGGGGAAUCGAUCCAGCCUACUAUUGCGUGAGGAGGAAAUUGCGCAAAUUCAGGAUGCGACUGGAUUUACACCAAACCAAAUAGAGCGACUGUAUAGCAGAUUCACCAGCUUGGAUCGUGGGGAUUGUGGGACCUUGAGCCGUGAGGAUUUCCUCAGAAUCCCUGAGUUAGCCAUUAAUCCACUUGGUGACAGAAUUGUGAACGCGUUCUUCGAAGAGGGCGGCAGUGACAGAGUCAACUUUCUCCAAUUCAUGCAAGUCUUGGCCCACUUUAGGCCUAUUAAAAAGAACAGUCCAAAUCGGCUAAACUCUAGACAAGAAAAAUUGAAAUUUGCCUUCAGAAUGUACGAUUUGGAUAACGAUGAUUUAAUUUCAAAGGAUGAAUUACUGGCAAUCUUGCAUAUGAUGGUGGGGGCCAAUAUAAGUGAAGAACAGCUGACUAGCAUCGCCGAGCGGACUAUAGUAGAGGCUGAUGAAAAUGGGGAUGGGAUGAUUUCAUUCGAGGAAUUUGUCAAAGCAUUGGAAAGGACGGACGUUGAACAAAAAAUGUCCAUCAGAUUUCUUAGCUAAAAAUUGUAUCUACUGAUCAAGCACAGAGUAUUGUAUAUUAAUAGCUGAAUAUAGUCAUUAAUCUGUUUAUGUAUAAGAUUCAACAAACGACGAAUUCGAAUUGUUUGCCUUAAUGCUGACAUUUGCAAUCACUCUUCAAGAUUGUCAACUAAAUGUGCAAAUUAGCAAAAUGUAGCUGAACGUCAAUGUUCUAACUUGAAAUACGCUUGAACUCUACAAUUCCGUUACAGCCAGCUACUAUUUUUUUUCCCUUUUUUUUUUUGCUUAUUCAGAGUGAGCGGAAUAGUUGGAACGGUAGUAAAAUAGACCAUAGUAACUUUUGGUUGGUGAAUGUACAUGAUAUAAAAUAAGACGGAAUUACAUGAGCCGAAAACAAAUAUCAGAAUCAAUUGUCUCAUCUGGAGAUAUAUAAAUGUGUCGUUCAGGCCCAUAAUGUAGAUAGAAUGUGUAUAGCAAGUACGUAAUUAAUAAAUAAUUUCAGAGCUCAA
Molecule: messenger RNA, 1255 nt
Organism: Neodiprion virginianus
Lineage: Eukaryota; Metazoa; Arthropoda; Insecta; Hymenoptera; Diprionidae
Gene: elm
Product: calcineurin B homologous protein 1
Exons: 5
Coding region: 6-767 (253 amino acids)
Molecular function (GO): calcium ion binding
Source: RefSeq, a predicted model, not a curated record